Molecule: messenger RNA, 2118 nt
Organism: Exserohilum turcica Et28A
Lineage: Eukaryota; Fungi; Ascomycota; Dothideomycetes; Pleosporales; Pleosporaceae
Exons: 1
Coding region: 1-2118 (705 amino acids)
Source: RefSeq, a predicted model, not a curated record
AUGGGACCGGAUACGCCUCUGCCUCUUCCGCCCGGAUUUGCAAACACCGACGAGUACGUUGAGUCACUGCUCAACUUUUCCACCUCCUCAUGGCUGCUCCAAACACUGUGCGGAGGUGUUCACAUUCUGGACUUUUACACCCGGUCACCUGAUCUGUACUCGCACAUCUUGCCUCAGUCAUGGAGGGACUGGUUCAAGACACGAGAUAUCAUGGACAUCUUGGAUUUGCUCAUGAGAGAAGACCUCUGCCAAUUUGACAUGAACCGAGGCGAUGCCAAUGCGCAAUGGCGCGGGGGGCCAGCGCCGCCAGAGGAGUUACUCGAGUACAUCAGGAGCGUCCGGAGGCACCUGUUGGCACGCGACUUUCCUCCACCCAACUCCAACAUUACGUCUGAAAAGCCUGCUUUGCCACGCCAUAUUGCCAUGGGCAUGAAAGUAAAGAAAGUGCAUGAGGUGGACAACUUUGCGCGCUACAUCGAUAGACUGACGUCUGAGAUUGCGGCGUCCAAGAAGAAGCCCAUUACGCAUCUUGUAGAUUUCGGGUCGGGUCAGAACUACCUUGGGCGCGCCCUUGCUGCAGCACCAUAUUCAAAACACAUUGUCGCAGUCGAGAGCAAGCAGCACAACAUUGAGGGUGCCAAGAACAUGGACAUGUUGGCAAAACUGGUACCCAAGCCUGUCGUCAUGAGGAACAAGAAGGAGUACCGGGCGAAAACAGGAAAGGUCAAGAAAGGCAGGGAGAAUGGGGUCAGCGCUCUAUCCAGCUCAGAGGCAACAGAGCCGCAUGUAGACGCCCAAGCAAACGGGACUUUGUCUCAUCCAACCAGCGAUCAUGCUCUAGCUCCUUCACCACUGGAUGGGAUACAAUGUGACGACGAGGAAUGCGCACUUCCACAAGUACCCCAGACAUCUGUAAACAGCAUAGAAGCUGAUUCGCCCAAAGAAGAGAAGAGUGCGGAUGCAGCUCAGGCGACAAAGACAUCUACGCUUCAGAUAUACAACGAAGGCCAUGGCAGCGUCCAGUACGUUGAACAUGUCAUCAAAGGUGGCGACCUGACACCGGUCAUCAAUCAAGUCCUGGAUACCUCGCGUGUACCAGAGGAUAUUGUUAAAUCGGAUUCGGCCGUAGUUGCUGAGGCUACAAACCUGGACGUGGUACCCAAACCCAACGACGUAAAUGCGAUGGUCAUUUCUCUUCACUCGUGCGGUAACCUGGUCCACUACGGGCUCCGAUCCAUGAUGCUCAACCCUCACAUAUCCGCUGUAGCCAUGGUGGGUUGUUGUUACAACUUGCUCACUGAACGACUUGGUCCGCCAACGUACAAGCUGCCCACAUUACGUGCGAACCAUCCACGCCUGGAAUCCACUUCCAAUGCCUUCGACCCCAACGGCUUUCCCAUGUCGGAGAAGCUCGUAAACUACCCGCUACCACACGCCCCUCUUGAUUCGCGCGACGGCGAGCAAGGAGAACAGCCCAAAGGCGUACGACUCAACAUCACUGCCCGUAUGAUGGCUGUUCAGGCGCCUUUCAACUGGGGACCCGUCGACUCUGACCUCUUUUUCACACGCCACUUCUUUCGAGCACUGCUUCAGCGCAUCUUCCUCGAUCGCGGCGUAGUUUCGGCGCCGCUACACGAACAAGGGCUUGCCGGCAGUGCCGUGUCAGCAAACGGCCAUACGUCGCAGGUGAAUUGGACACCGCCCAAUGGUCGCGGGCCUGGCCUCUCUUCAGAUGGAACCUCUACGCCCCUGACUAUUGGCACGCUACGCAAGUUUGCUUACAACGACUUUGUGUCGUACGUUCGGGCCGCGCUUGCAAAACUCACGGCAGAGAACUCGUUUUGCGAGAUCGACCCCAGUUUUAUCAAGGAGAAGAUGGAUGGUUUGACUGACGACGACAUUAGGGACUAUGAGGUCCGCUAUGCAGAGAGGAAGAAGGAUCUGAGUGUCAUGUGGAGUUUGAUGGCCUUCAGCGCUGGCGUGGUUGAAGCGGUUGUAGUCACGGAUCGAUACCUGUGGCUCAAGGAGCAGGAAGAGGUUGAGCAUGCGUGGGUCGAGCCCGUAUUCGAGUACAAGCACAGUCCCCGCAACCUUGUUGUAGUGGGCCUCAAAAAAUAG